AUGAAAAGAGGAUUUGGUGUUAGAGCUUUGCUCAUUUCCUUUCGAAACUCUACCCCUCUCUCGCCGCCACUCUCUACCCCCUUUCGCGCCGCCAGAUCUCUUCACUCUGCCUCGUCUUCCGCCGCAGCCAUGCCCGGAGCUGAGACUCACGAUGUGGAGUGGCCGGCGAAGCGCGUGAGGGACACUUACCUGAGCUUUUUCCAAAACAAGAAUCACGUCAACUGGAAGUCCAGCCCCGUUGUCCCCUUCAAUGACCCCACUCUUCUCUUCGCCAACGCUGGAACUGCGGAUCCCAACACUGCCUUGAGCAAACUCUCUCGUGCUUGCAACACGCAGAAGUGCAUUCGAGCGGGUGGUAAACACAACGAUCUUGAUGAUGUAGGGAAGGAUACCUACCAUCACACCUUCUUUGAGAUGUUGGGCAAUUGGUCCUUUGGGGAUUACUUUAAAGCAGAAGCCAUCAGCUGGGCGUGGGAGCUUCUAACCAAUGUUUACAAGUUACCAUCAGAUCGCAUAUAUGCCACAUAUUUUGGUGGUGAUGAUAAGGCUGGUCUUGGCCCUGAUUUAGAGGCUAGAGAUAUAUGGCUAAAGUUUUUACCUCCUGAACGUGUGCUUCCUUUUGGCUGUAAAGACAAUUUCUGGGAAAUGGGUGAUACCGGUCCUUGCGGACCUUGCACUGAAAUACAUUUUGACAGAAUUGGUAACCGUGAUGCUUCAUCGUUGGUUAAUUAUGAUGAUCCUACUUGCAUUGAGAUAUGGAAUCUUGUCUUUAUUCAGUUCAAUAGGGAGGCUGAUGGCUCUCUUAAACCCCUUCCAGCAAAGCAUGUUGAUACAGGCUUGGGUUUUGAACGAUUGACCUCUAUACUACAGGAAAAAAUGAGCAAUUAUGACACUGAUGUCUUCUUGCCAAUCUUUGAUGGUAUUCAGCGGGCAACUGGUGCCAGACCUUAUUCUGGGAAAGUUGGACCAGAUGAUGUUGAUAAAGUUGAUAUGGCAUACAGGGUUGUUGCAGAUCACAUAAGAACUCUUUCAUUUGCCAUUGCUGAUGGGUCUCGUCCUGGUAAUGAUGGUCGUGAGUAUGUUCUAAGACGAAUACUCCGUCGAGCUGUUCGUUAUGGACGUGAAGUGUUAAAAGCUAAAGAGGGAUUUUUCAACGGGCUUGUAAGUGUGGUGGUGAAUGUCAUGGGUGAUGUUUUCCCUGAGCUAAAACAACAGGAAACACACAUUCGGAAUGUAAUUGAAGAGGAGGAGGAAAGUUUUGGAAGAACCUUAAUUAAGGGUAUUGAGAAAUUUGAGACAGCUGUUCGACAUGAAGCAUUUAUCUUGUGGGAUACUUACGGAUUCCCAUUAGAUCUCACUCAGCUGAUGGCUGAAGAAAAGGGAUUAGUUGUUGAUGUUAAAGGUUUUGAUAGUGCCAUGGAGACUGCAAGAGAGAGAUCGAGAAGUGCUCAAACAAAGCAAGCUGGUGGUGCCAUUGUUAUGGAUGCUGAUGCUACCUCAGCAUUGCACAAAAGGGGCAUUGCCCCAACAGAUGAUAGCUUCAAAUAUGCUUGGUUCAAGGACCAUGAGAGUGUGGUAAAAGCAAUAUAUACUGGUUCUGAGUUUGUUGAUGCUGUUAAUACCGGUGAUGAUAUUGGUUUAGUCCUGGAAUCUACAAGCUUCUAUGCCGAGCAAGGUGGUCAGAUUUUUGAUACUGGAUUGCUUGAGGGUCCACAUGGUUCAUUUCAAGUGUGUAACACUCAAGUUUAUGGAGGCUUUGUUCUUCACAUUGGCAAUGGGACCGGUGUAUCUGUUGGUGACCAUGUAGUAUGCAAGGUUGACUAUGGUAGACGUGCCCUUAUAGCCCCUAACCAUACCUGCACGCACAUGUUAAACUUUGCUCUUCGGGAAGUACUUGGUGAUCAUGUUGACCAGAAAGGAUCCAUUGUUCUACCUGAAAAAUUGAGAUUUGACUUUUCUCAUGGCAAGCCUGUUGAUGCUGACAAUUUAAGGAGAAUUGAGUCAAUUGUUAAUGAGCAAAUUAAAGCUGAACUGGAUGUAAGUGCAAAGGAGGCAACCCUUGCGGAAGCCAAACGUAUUAAUGGUUUAAGAGCUGUUUUUGGAGAAGUCUAUCCUGAUCCUGUUAGAGUUGUGUCUAUUGGACAAAAAGUUGAGGAUAUUCUCGCUGACCCUGAGAAUGAAAAAUGGUUAUCUAUUUCAUCAGAACUAUGUGGAGGCACCCAUAUUUCAAACACACGAGAGGCAAAAGCUUUUGCGCUUUUAUCCGAGGAGGGCAUUGCAAAAGGCAUACGCAGAAUAACAGCUGUCACAACUGAUCGUGCUUAUGAUGCAAUGAAAGCGGCAGAUGAAUUUGAGCAGCAAGUAGAUGAUGCAGCUAAGUUAGAAGGAAGUUUGCUAGAAGAGAAAGUUUCAUCAUUGAAAAGCAAUAUUGAAACACUAUCAAUUCCUGCUGCGAAGAAAGCUGAAAUCAAGACUAAGAUAGCUCGACUUCAGGAUCAAGUGAGGAAAGCACAAAAGCAGGUUGCUGAGGAAAACAAACGUAAAGCUGUAAUCAUUACAGCUGAGAAAGCUGAGCUUGCUGCUUCUAAUGGGAAAACAUUUUGCAUAUCUCGUGUUGACGUUGGUCUGGAUGUAGCUGCAGUACGUGAGGCUGUUACAAAAGUCAUGGACCAGAAGGGAUUAUCUGUGAUGGUUUUUAGCACGGAUGAAUCCACAAACAAGGCUGUAAUUUGUGCUGGGGUGCCAGAGAAAGGAGAUAAAGGUAAGCUGGAUGUGACAGAGUGGCUGAGUAAUUCGUUGGGGCCUCUAAAAGGGAGAUGUGGUAAAGGAAAAGGUGGUCUUGCAACGGGUCAGGGUACAGACGCAGCACAUGUAAACGAGGCUAUGGAUCUUGCAGAAAAAUUUGCAUCAAUAAAAUUGAGUUAA
Molecule: messenger RNA, 2925 nt
Organism: Sphenostylis stenocarpa
Lineage: Eukaryota; Viridiplantae; Streptophyta; Magnoliopsida; Fabales; Fabaceae
Source: the annotation of a GenBank genome assembly